This is a messenger RNA of Linepithema humile (Argentine ant), 1622 nucleotides long. It is a transcript of the gene CycK, whose product is annotated as cyclin K. Gene Ontology annotation, biological process: regulation of transcription by RNA polymerase II; positive regulation of DNA-templated transcription, elongation. Gene Ontology annotation, molecular function: cyclin-dependent protein serine/threonine kinase activator activity. NCBI's taxonomy places the organism in Eukaryota, Metazoa, Arthropoda, Insecta, Hymenoptera, Formicidae. The record is from RefSeq and is a predicted model, not a curated record. Gene Ontology annotation, cellular component: nucleus; cyclin/CDK positive transcription elongation factor complex.
CGCAGUUUCUUGUCGCGCGCAACUGAAUUCAACGUGCAGUAAUGUGUAGUUGGGUGUAUGAAGUGUUGUUAUGUCAAGAGAUGCAUAUGCGAAGUAAAUAUUAAAAAUAUAAAUCGUGUACUUUUAUUUGUAUACGCUGUUUGGGAAAAUACAAUAAUAAAUAUAAACUACGAAAAGAAAGUUGUUUUUUAUUAAACAUUUCACAAAUAUUAGUAAUGUACAUCUGCUAACACUAAACUCAACUUGAAAGUGAUUCGAUCAUGCCGUGCUGGUAUUAUGAAAAGAAAGAACUACGGAACACACCGUCUAUUCAAGACGGUAUUGACUAUGACACGGAAUGCAGAUAUCGAAAAGAGGGUGCGCGUUUUAUCAUUGACACUGGUACAAAAAUGGAUUUAGGUUAUAACACAAUGGCAACAGGUGUAGUGUAUUUUCAUCGAUUCUACAUGUUUCAUUCGUUCAAGAAUUUUCCACGAUAUGUGACUGCUUGCUGCUGUUUACUCUUAGCUGGCAAAGUUGAAGAAACCCCUAAAAAAUGUAAGGAUAUUAUAAGGACUGCUAAAACAUUGGUAUCAGAACAGAAGUUUAUGACAUUUGGAGAGGAUCCUAAAGAAGAAGUAUUGACAUUGGAAAGAAUUUUAUUGCAAACUAUCAAAUUUGAUUUACAAGUGGAACAUCCAUAUAGUUACUUAUUGAAAUAUGCAAAAUGUCUUAAAGGUGAUAAAAGCAAACUACAAAAAAUGGUACAAAUGGCUUGGACAUUUGUUAAUGAUAGUUUAUGCACUACACUGUCAUUACAAUGGGAGCCAGAAAUUAUAGCUGUUGCUCUAAUGUACUUAGCAGGAAAACUAAGUAAGUUUGAAGUGGUAGACUGGGUGGGAAGGCAACCAAAACAUUUACGUUGGUGGGAUAUGUUUGUCGAAGAUGUGACUAUGGAUCUUUUAGAAGACAUUUGUCAUCAAGUAUUGGAUCUAUAUUCACAAGCCAAUAAUGCAAAACCACCUGAUUCACCACCUAUGGUACCAUCUAGUGAAGCUUGUAGAGAACGACCUGCUACUGUUGCUACUGCAGAUUCUGCAACUAACACACCAAAUGAAUUGACAAAUGUUACAGUAACACCAGGAAAAUCUACUAAGAUCGACACACCAGUCGUUUCUGCUAAUGGAUGUCCAACUACAGAUGUCGUAGAUACAAUAAAACCAAUAGAGGUUUCAACGGUACACUUUCCUACAUAUCCGACAAAUUUUCCAGCCUCCAACAAUACGAAUUAUCCACCCGCGUUUCCACCUGCUAAUGUUUCGGUACCACCUCCUCCUGUGAAUACAAUGAAUCAUAUUGUGCCAACAAUACAUCAUAUGGGGUCGUCCACUGCUAUUCGUCCUACACCACCGUCGGCAACGAUCACUAACCAAACCACUUUUCAGCCUUAUUCCUAUCCCACAAACGCAUCAUAUUUUCCAGCAAACAAUCCAAUGCCACCAGCUGCACCGCCACGAAGCUAUUAUCCCCCACAACCACAAUGAAAAACUAUGUAUCAUGUAUAUUCUUCGGUAUAACUGUAUCGAUUUAAGCGUUAUUAAUUAAAGAAAAAAAUUAGCAAAAUAUACAAUUUAAAUUUUGAA